Cuscuta campestris is the source of this 755-nucleotide messenger RNA. NCBI's taxonomy places the organism in Eukaryota, Viridiplantae, Streptophyta, Magnoliopsida, Solanales, Convolvulaceae. The record is from the annotation of a GenBank genome assembly.
UCCUUCUCAUCGGCUCUCUAAGAUCAUAGAAAUGGCGGAUGUGGAGUACAGAUGUUUCGUCGGUGGCUUGGCAUGGGCCUCCACCGAAGACACCCUCAAUGACGCCUUCGCCAAGUAUGGGAUCGUGGAAACGAAGAUCAUCAAUGAUCACGAUACGGGAAGAUCUAGAGGAUUUGGAUUCGUCACCUUCAAGGACGAGGGCUCCAUGAGGCAAGCGAUUGAAGAGAUGAACGGCAGUGACCUUGACGGACGUAACAUAACCGUCAACGAGGCCCAAUCGCGCAGCGGAGGUGGCGGAGGGGGUGGAGGUUACGGCGGUCGCCGCGAGGGAGGUGGUGGAGGCUAUGGUGGUGGUGGCGGAUAUGGCGGAGGUCGCCGUGAGGGAGGUGGCGGAGGAGGCUAUGGUGGCGGCGGCGGUGGAUAUGGUGGUGGCCGCCGUGAGGGAGGCGGAGGAGGCUAUGGAGGUGGCCGUGAUAGAGGCUAUGGAAACGGCGGCGGCGGCUAUUCCAGCAGGGGUGGCGGUGAUGACGGAAACUGGAGGAAUUGAGCUUUUGUCCAAUUUCAUCCAUGGUCAUUGUUUUAACGUUCCUCCGUUUGGUCUGUUAGGCGGUAGUGCUCUGAUGUUAAAGGGGUAUACUGUAAUCCGUCUUGGUGUUUGAGAUUCUGUUACUGUUCUGUUUGAUUUCGAUGAUGUGUGGGGUCUGUUUGUUACCGAGUUCUUGAUGAAUGGGAAAAUGGAUGGUUUGCAUGUUCAA